Molecule: messenger RNA, 2209 nt
Organism: Pipra filicauda (Wire-tailed manakin)
Lineage: Eukaryota; Metazoa; Chordata; Aves; Passeriformes; Pipridae
Gene: PARD6G
Product: par-6 family cell polarity regulator gamma
Exons: 3
Coding region: 214-1368 (384 amino acids)
Biological process (GO): centrosome cycle; establishment or maintenance of cell polarity; regulation of cellular localization
Cellular component (GO): cell cortex; apical plasma membrane; nucleus
Molecular function (GO): protein kinase C binding
Source: RefSeq, a predicted model, not a curated record
UGUCGGGAUCCGGAGCGCGCGAGCCCCGCGCGGAUCCCUGCGGGCGCCGCCGCCGGUCCCGUUGGAACAAAGUGCCCGGAGGAGCGGAGCGGAGCGCGGCGGGAGCGGGGCCGUCGGCUCGUGGGGACGGCCCGGGGGGCGCGCGGCCCGCGAGCAGGCGGGAGGCAGGGAGGGAGGCGGCGGCGCGGGAAGGGAGGCAGCGGGGCCGAGAAGAUGAACCGGAGUUUCAACAAAUCUCAGACUCUGCGGUAUCUGGAGUGCAGCGCAGUGGAAGUGAAGAGUAAGUUUGGGGCAGAGUUCAGAAGGUUCUCUCUGGAUCGCUACAAGCCAGGAAAGUUUGAAGACUUCUACAAACUAAUUCUUCACAUUCAUCACAUAGCCAACCUGGAAGUGAUGAUUGGAUAUGCUGAUGUGCAUGGAGACCUUCUCCCUAUUAAUAAUGAUGACAACUUCUUCAAGGCUGUUUCAAGUGCUCAUCCACUGCUCAGGGUUUUUAUACAAAGACAAGAUGAAGUAGACUACAGCAAUUUUGGGACCAACACGCUAUCAAGGAAGAAGAAGGCUCUGGUGACACUCCGCAAUGACAACCUCCGACGGCGUCCUCACAUUAACAUUAGCAUGCCUCAUGAUUUUAGACCAGUGUCUUCCAUAAUUGAUGUGGACAUUCUUCCUGAAACACACAGGAGAGUGAGGCUGUAUCGACACGGGUGUGAGAAACCCUUAGGAUUUUACAUUCGCGAUGGCACCAGCGUAAGAGUUACUCCUCAUGGACUGGAAAAAGUACCCGGUAUCUUCAUCUCUCGUAUGGUUCCUGGUGGCUUAGCAGAGAGCACAGGCUUGCUGGCUGUGAAUGAUGAAGUCCUGGAAGUUAAUGGCAUUGAAGUAGCAGGAAAGACUCUUGACCAAGUCACAGACAUGAUGAUUGCCAACAGCCAUAAUCUUAUUAUCACAGUCAAGCCAGCAAACCAGAGGAACAAUAUUAUUCGGAGCAGUAGGAUGUCUGGUAGCUCUGGCCAGUCUACAGACAGCACUGCGAGUCACCACAGCUUGCCUACAUCCCAUGUGCUGCAGAACUUCCACCCUGAUGAAAUGGAGAGUGAUGAAGAGGCUGACAUUGUCAUUGAGGGUGGUCUGGAGCCACAGCACAUUCCUAAACUGCACAGCCUUACUUCCAGUAGCCUCUCUCGAAUCAAUGGCAGCAGCCUUAGCCACAGACUUCAAAGGGACCUGGUGCUCAACAACAACUCUGGCCGAGAAAGCAAUGGCAACAUCCACAAAUUACUCAGUUCCUUAAAAACUGAUCCCCGACACAGUCUGGUUAUCCCCAGAGGAGGUAUCGAGGAGGAUGGAACAGUCAUUACGCUUUAGUAGCAACUUCUGCAAUUCUCCUUACAGUCUUAAGUGCCAAUUGGGACAAUUAACUCGUGCAACAUGUUAUGCACAAAACAGGGAGCUGAUAUUCUCAUAGACCUCACGGGUGCAGAAAAUUGUUGCUUUCUAGGAAACGUGGCAUCUGGAGUUAGACAUAAAGCUGUCAUGCACUGCAAAAUUUGUCAGGAGAAAGCCAGAGUGCAAAAUCUGGUUCAUAUCCCAGCCCUGAAGUGAGAACACAAAUUUGUUUUAGUUGUUAUAAAUCUAAGCAGUCUUACAGGCUACCCAUAGCAAUGCUACAUACUUGGGUUUGAAUACAUGGGUGGAUGUAUUAAUACGUGCAUGUAUACGAAUUAGAUUUUAAUAGUAACAGACAUGUCUAUUUGAAGUGGAACCUGGUUUUCUUCUAAUACUGGCUUAAAGGGGGCGCUUCUUAACAGCCAUCCCAUCUUCUACUGUUACACACAGCCCUUCUGCUAACUUGUUUACACCAUAUUUUCAGCCUUAUGUCUAAUCCAGACGAGCUCUACAUAAAAGUAGCUGUUUCCUACUCUGGUGGUAACAACGUUUGGGAGAUGCUGCAAGUACAUUUUCCAAAGGAAACUGUAGAUUCUAUAUAUAUAAAAAUAAGUGGUUUUAGAGGCCCGAGGCGGCCGUGUGUAGGAUGUAGCCGUGACUGCUGGGGCACGGUCGCCACCUGCGGGCCAGCGCUGGGAACGCGGGGAGGCACCGACACGGCGGGGUCAGCGCCGCUGUGUGGUGGUGUAUUCUUUUCCGAUAUUUAUUAGAUAAUACCUCUUGGUUUUUUCCCCAUCAUCUCUCUCUUUUUUUUUUUUUU